AUGACGAGAAGAAUUGUUCGCACAAUAACCCAGCUGGCAGCGUUAACAGCCCUCACCAUUGUCGUCGUCUACUUCCUCGAUAAUCAAUUUCGCGUCCUGCCUUCCGCUAUACACAAUGUUAUGCCCGCGCAUCACCCAGGACUGGUCAUCACAGACAUCACCGUCACAUCAUGCUCGCAUAUAAACCUCUUCAGCAGCUGCAAACUGGACGCCAACGUGUGGCACCGCGUUGAGAAAGACUUGUACCUUCGCAGUGGAUGGGUCUCGAGCGCAUACGUACAUGUAAAGCGGAAGAAGGAAGAGGAAUUGCUCGCAGACGACAAGGUCCUUGUCGACAUCUCGGUCGGCAGACUAGAUCCGUCGAAUGGACAAAAGGGAGAAGCAGAUGAACGAUGGGAAUCAAGGCCAGCGGGGCUCUGGAUAAAACGAUCGGCGAAACGACACGCGAGCGAUUCCCAAGAUGCGAUUACCGCUGUAGAUGUUUUGUUUGGCGCCGAUGCUGUAGAUCCACGGGACCGAUGGUCAAUGGUCGGCACACCACUUUUGCUGGAUACAUCCGGGGAGGUUCAGGAAGCCCGAUUGAGUGUCAGAAGAGGGAAGCCUUCAAGUCCUCCGAAAGUCAUACCACGAAUAGACGGAAACGGGAAAUUCAAGAUCAUGCAGGUGGCAGACUUACACCUGAGCACUGGAACUGGGCAUUGCAGAGAUGAGCAGCCUGUUGGGCUAAAUGGUGGAAAAUGCGAAGCAGAUCCGCGAACUUUGGAAUUCGUUUCACGCCUCCUAGAUGAGGAGAAGCCCGAUCUCAUCAUCCUAAGUGGCGACCAGGUCAAUGGAGAGACAGCUCCAGAUGCGCAGAGUGCAAUCUUCAAGUAUGCGGAACUCUUUGUUGAGCGCAAGAUUCCUUAUGCCUCUAUCUUUGGAAAUCAUGAUGAUGAAGGGUCCCUCCCUCGAGCGCAGCAGAUGGAUUUAGUCGAAGCCCUGCCAUACUCCCUCUCCCUAGCCGGGCCAGAAGAUAUUGAUGGGGUAGGAAACUAUUAUGUGGAGGUUCUUGCACGAGGAGGCUCUAAACAUUCCGCCCUGACCAUCUAUCUUCUGGACACCCAUGCAUAUUCGCCAGACGAACAUUCAUUCAAGGGAUACGACUGGCUGAAGAAGAACCAGAUUAAUUGGUUCAAGGAGACUGCGCAAGAUUUGAAGAAGGCGCAUCAAGGAUACACGCAUAUUCAUAUGGAUCUAGCAUUCAUCCAUAUACCACUGCCAGAGUAUAAUGAUGAAGCGCUACCUCGCAAGGGAGCAUGGAGAGAGGGUGUAACGGCGCCUGGAUUCAAUUCAGGAUUCAGGGAUGCCUUGGUUGAAGAAGGUGUCGUGCUUGUUAGUUGUGGCCACGACCACGCGAACGAAUACUGUGCCCUUUCAAGCAACGAAAAUGAUAAUCCGGCGCUCUGGAUGUGCUACGCAGGUGGUGCGGGCUUUGGGGGCUAUGGCGGAUACGGAGGCUACCACCGACGGAUACGCUUCUUCGAUAUCGACAUGAACGAAGCGCGGAUAACGACCUACAAGCGUAUUGAGUAUGGCGAUACGGAGCACAGGGUCGAUGAGCAGAUUAUAGUUGAGGGAGGACGUGCUAUCUCGCUUCAAGAGUAG
Molecule: messenger RNA, 1644 nt
Organism: Lachnellula hyalina
Lineage: Eukaryota; Fungi; Ascomycota; Leotiomycetes; Helotiales; Lachnaceae
Gene: DCR2
Product: Phosphatase
Exons: 4
Coding region: 1-1644 (547 amino acids)
Cellular component (GO): cytoplasm
Molecular function (GO): phosphoprotein phosphatase activity
Source: RefSeq, a predicted model, not a curated record